UUUAGUGCAACGGUCACAAAACGCUGUGGUUUUGAAAUUGAAUUCGGAGUUUGGCAAUUUGGGGAUUUGGUAAUAUAGCCGUUACCAUACUCAUUGCAAUCCAUAAUCGUCUUCAUCAUUAUCAAAAAAUAAGAAAUCAAGAUCCUCAAAGAAUCCGCCAUUACUGCUCCGAGAUCAUUACCAAUUUUCACCGACCCUUUUGCUCAUUUUCUCUGAAAUUCCCGUUUUAUGCACAAAAAUAAUACACCUGAAAUCUGAUUCUUGAUUAUGGCGGUUCCCUCCAAUAGAUCUCCUUCCCCACUCGCGUCCAGACGAAUGUGCCAAUCAAGAAUUUCAACAGAGUCUAAUUCUGCGGCCAGGAGAAGUUUCAGUGGAAACGGUUUUAUCAGACCUUCAGCUCUCGCUAAUCCCAGAAAUCUUAACCCAAUUACUCCGGCGAACAGCCCUGCAGGGAUUGUUAGGAGAAACUCUCUGAGUAAUUUACAGGGUUGUGAAGAAAAGGAGAACGAUAAAGAUCAAAACUUGAAGCCAGUGGACACGGCGGCGAAGUCAUCGGGAACUGGGUCUAAGAACUUCAUGGCUCCGACUAUCUCUGCCGCCUCAAAAUUCACUCCUUCGCCGCGCAAGAAGGUCUUAGUUGAGAGAAACGACCCCGUUCGGACUUCAAUUUCUUUGUCCGAAGGAAAAGCCACUUUCUUUUCUUCAAUUUCUUCAGAAUCUUUGGGAGAUUUGGAACGGAAAGACGGUGAAUGUGGGGGUAAUAUGGAGUCAUCAAUCAGAAAUCCAGACCAGAAAGAUGCCGUUCUUGAAGUCCCUCGAGUUUCCAAAUCGUCUAAAAGGGUGACUUUCUUGGAAAGCUCUUCUGGUUCAGAUGUUUUUACAGGGUUUAAGCUAGAAACAGCCACAGUUUCUUCUACUGAUUGUGCUGAUGUUGAUUCAGCUUCUAAGAGCACCAUUUCUUGUUUCUCUGCAUCACCUGUUAUAGCGCCUCUUGAUGCUGAUCCAUCUCUUCCCCCUUAUGAUCCUAAAACAAAUUUCCUUUCUCCUAGGCCUCAGUUCCUUCACUAUAGACCUAACCCUAGAAUUGAAGUUCUUCUGAACAAAGAAAAGGAGCUUGAGUUUGGGAAACCUAAGAGGCUUGAAGACAAUUUUAUGCUUGACCUUUUGUCUGAAAGCUUCUCAGACUCGGAGGGAACCGGAGAAUCAAAUUCUGAGGAUUCUCAAAAGGGUUCUGAGGAUUCAUCUUCGUCAGAGAACUUAAUUCCAGAAGCAACAGAAGACGAGCUUCCUGUUUCCGAGUCAGUUGACGCUUCCAUUCAUGUUCUUUCUGAAAGCGUUGUUGAAGGAAAAGGGGAUGACGAGAUCUCUAGCAUCCCAAUUAGCCAUGGAAUUUCUGAGGAACAUCUUGAACAAGAAAAGGAAGAUGAUGCAGUAGUUCACAUUGGCAGGCCAAAAUCAGGUUCCUUCAGAGUGUUGAAGUAUGUUUCUCUCCUGCUGGUUUUAUUAGUUACCUGUGUCUCAAUCGGUGUUAUUAUUACUCCUUCCAUGGAUACAUUGGGUAUAGAGUCUUUGAAGUCUUCCAAGUUCCCAGAUACAUCAGAAAUUGGUCUUUUGGCAAAGGAAAAUCUUAACCAUCUAGGUUCCAGGUUUCAAAAGUAUACACUGGACUCCAUAUCACACUUUUCUUUGCUGAUUUACAAAUUUGGGGGAGGGGAUAAUUUUGACCAUAUUCAGUUCAUUAACCUGACUAGCAUUGAAGACAAUGCCGUUUGCCUAGAGGAUCUGCAACGGAAUCUACCACUAAUAGAGGACCUUAAGGAGGAGGUUACGGAAGAAGAAGAAGAAGAAGAAGAAAUGGAAGCCGAGUACGUUGAGGAGCCAACUCAUCAAGACAUGGUUUCUGAUGACAGUUUUGAAUGUGAUUUAGAUGAUGCUAGUGACUUGGUGGGGAACGAAGAAUUGGUAACUGCUCCUGUAAGCCUACCCCAUGCAUCUCUCUCGCAAAGCUCAGAAACUCUUUGUGGUGUGGAGGAAUCUUCUUCAUAUGUUGUCACUGAGAUGAAAGCUCAGGAAGGAGAUUCUGAAAAUGAGGAGGUGGUUCUACUCCCAUUAACUUCUGCUGUGAUAGUGUCUGAAACUUCUGAUCCUGAAAGGACAGAAACAGAUGCCGUUGAAGCUGAUUUGAGUCACAGCUCUAUGACUGAACUGGAGUCCUCCCCAACAGAAACUACUGCUCCUUCAAUCCUAGAGGAUGUAGCUUUUGAAAUAUUUCGAGGUUUGAGUUUGCAAACUCUGGGAUCACUAUCUGUUAUUGGGGUUGCACUUCUAGUUUCUAUUCUAGUUGCUGCAGCAUUUAUGUCUUGGAAGAAGAAUACAUCCGGCAAUCAAAAUGUUGUUGGUGGGAGUAUGAAACAGGCUGAGAAGAUGUUUCAAUAUAGGGCAGUCCAUCAGACUUUUACCUCAGAUGUUGAUGUGGGAGAGGAGCCCUGUUCAUCAGAAAUGAGCAGUUACCGAACAAGGAACUCAGCUUCCUCCAGGAAAGAUCGUGUAGUAGCGAAUGAAGUCCAAAGCGAACAUUGGAAUUCAAGGAAGUACACUUCUAAGAGGGAGUCAUUGGCAUCUUCCUCAGAAUUUUCCACUGAUGUUUCAGCUUCCUAUGGUAGCUUCACCACGUACGAGAAAAUUCCCAUGAAGCAUGUGAGUUAUAUUCAACAGUGCCCUAAUUUAUACAUAAGUGGAUUCAACUGCUCCUUAUAAUGCAUAAUUUCCUUAUUUUUGGUUUGGUUGUUUUUGCAGGGAAGUGGAGACGAUGAGAUCAUUACCCCUGUCCGGCGAUCAAGCAGAAUCAACAGAAAGCAAGUCACUUCUCCGUGACUGAACUUGCACAUCAUCAGUCUGUCUUGUCCCAGGCAAAGCUAAUGCACUUCUUAGUUAGGAACUGAUCAUCUGUUAAUUUGGUGUGUGUUUAGAUUGGUGAAAUGCUAUUCACUUCUUAUUAGUGGGGAACUGAAACUUGUCACUUGGUAUUCCGAUGUAAUUUCUCAGGUUUUCUGGCUUGGCUGUAGUGAAAGCCGAGGUCUACUUGUACUGUUGCUUAGUUGCUUUCUUAGUGGCAACAUUUAUUCUAACUUUUUCGCCUUCCAUUCUAUAGCAGUUGUCUAUUCUUUCUCUUUUCUAUCUGCUGAUUUGUGCUCUUUACCCUUUCUGAUGUCCCGAGGUCCUGCAAAUGUAGCAUUAGCAAGUUGAGAAUGGGAGGCAAAGUUAAGUUUAGGGUGGACUCUCAGUGUCUGUUCCUGGUUGUAUUACGAAUUUUCGAAUUGAAAAUUCU
Messenger RNA from Oldenlandia corymbosa var. corymbosa, 3328 nucleotides. The record is from the annotation of a GenBank genome assembly. Lineage: Eukaryota; Viridiplantae; Streptophyta; Magnoliopsida; Gentianales; Rubiaceae.